UGUACGGCUGUGACUGCUAUCUACUUCCGGUCCCUUGGCGCACAUUCAUCCCAUGGUCACAGGUUCCGGGCUGUAUUGUACCUCAGUUAUCCUUUAGUGACCAUAGCAUCUUAUGUGUCCAGCAUUAAUGUAGCAGCGCUCCUCCAAGAUGUGUAUCGGGGGUUGUAUUCACUGUCCCACACAUAAGACUUCCUCACUGCUGUGUACUGUAGUGAACGAGAACUAAGUGUUCCUUCACAUCCCCGGUCUAAGGCAGGGACCGGACAGAGCUCACGUGAUCUACACCCUAUCAGAUUAAACAUUUAACUUAAACAAUAAGAAAAUAUCCCACAAGGCUUUCUGGUUCAUGCAGUCUCUGGCAUCAUUAUUGUCAUCAGCAGAGCGCACAUCUGACAUCCGAUUGAGUCGGUACCAUGGGUGAGAGUUCAUGUCUGCAGUAUGUCAGCCCAUAUGCCUUUGAAGCAAUGCAAAAAGUGGAUGUGGUCCGGUUGGCAGCUCUGAGUGAUCCAGAAUUGAGACUUCUGCUACCAUGUCUGGUCCGCAUGGCCUUGUGUGCUCCGGCAGACCAGAGCCAAAGCUGGGCUCAGGACAAAAAGCUGCUUCUGCGGCUUCUAUCAGGAGUGGAGGCAGUUAACUCUAUUGUGGCCUUGCUCUCUGUAGAUUUCCACGCAUUAGAGCAGGAUGCCAACAAAGAACAACAAUUAAGGCAUAAGCUAGGGGGAAGUACUGGAGAAAGUAUCUUGGUGUCACAACUUCAGCAUGGCCUGACAUUGGAAUUUGAGCACAGUGAUUCUCCUCGUCGGUUACGACUAGUACUUAGUGAGCUGUUGGCAAUAAUAAAUAAGGUUGCAGAUUCUAAUGGUGAAUAUUUUCUGAAGUCAUCUGAGCUCUUUGAAAGCCCUGUGCACAUGGAGGAAGCUGCAGAUGUACUCUGUAUUUUACAAGCUGAAUUGCACACGCUUCUGCCGAUCAUUGACAUGGCUGAAGCUCUCCUCCAUGUUCGCAAUGGGGCCUGGUUCCUUUGUUUGCUGGUUGCAAAUGUUCCGGACAGUUUUAAUGAAGUUUGUAGGAGCUUGAUAAAAAACGGAGAACGCCAAGAUGAAGAAAGUGCUGGUGGGAGGCGCAGAACUGAAGCUCUUCGCCAGUUGUGCAAAAUGAAUCCAGCUCAGGCCCUUAAAGUACGAGGCAUGGUGGUAGAAGAAUGUCACCUUCCAGGGCUUGGUGUAGCAUUGACAUUGGACCAUACCAAAAAUGAAGCUGGUGAUGAUGGUGUGAGUAACAUGGUGUGCUUCGUAAGCGGGCUACUCCUUGGGACCAAUGCAAAAGUUAGGACCUGGUUUGGCACAUUUAUCCGCAAUGGUCAACUGAGAAGACGAGAAAACAGCAGUUCAGUGCUGUGGCAGAUGAGGAGACAGCUCCUUUCGGAGUUAAUGGGAAUUCUUCCAACUGAGAAAAAGCCACAGAUAUCAGAGGGAGGAGAUAUUGAGCAUGGAGGACCUACAUGUUGUGGACUGAAAGAGGAACAUGUAGUCAAAGCCAGUGCCCUGCUUCGCCUGUAUUGUGCCUUGAUGGGAAUCGCCGGCCUAAAGCCAACAGAUGAAGAAGCAGAGCAAGUGCUUCAGCUCAUGACCAGCCGUCCUCCUGCCACUCCUGCUGGGGUGCGAUUCGUCUCUCUUUCUUUCUGUAUGUUGCUGGCGUUUUCCACACUAGUAAGUACACCAGAACAGGAGCAGUUGAUGUUGAUGUGGCUCAGCUGGAUGAUAAAAGAAGAAGCUUAUUUUGAAAGUACAGCUGGUGUGUCUGCCUCAUUUGGAGAAAUGCUGCUAUUAGUUGCCAUGUAUUUCCAUAGCAACCAGCUGAGUGCCAUCAUCGAUUUGGUCUGUUCCACACUGGGAAUGAAGAUUGUCAUUAAGCCAAGUUCUCUUAGUAGAAUGAAGACUAUUUUCACUCAGGAGAUAUUUACAGAACAGGUGGUCACAGCCCAUGCGGUUCGAGUCCCUGUUACAAGCAAUCUGAGUGCAAAUAUUACUGGUUUUCUACCAAUUCACUGUAUAUAUCAGCUUUUAAGAAGUCGAGCUUUCACCAAGCACAAAGUGUCAAUAAAGGACUGGAUCUACACUCAGAUAUGUGAGACAACUACUCCUCUUCAUCAACAGCUGAUUCCACUCAUUGAUGUUUACAUUAACUCAAUCAUCACUCCAGCAUCAAAGUCCAGCCCAGAAGCCACCAACAAACCAAUCACAGAACAAGAAAUAUUAAAGGUUUUUCAGGGUCACACAGGAGAGAAUUUUCGUCAAAAUCAACGUAACAAAAUUACUACUCAGUUGCUUUUACUCUAUUACCUUCUUUCUUAUGAAGAAGCUUUACUGGCUAAUUCAAAAGCCUUAGCGGCCAUGCAGAAAAAACCAAAGUCUUACCCUUCAUUAUUAAUGGAUCAGAUUCCAAUAAAAUACCUUAUAAGACAAGCACAAGGCUUACAACAAGAACUUGGAGGCUUACACUCUGCCCUGCUGCGCUUGCUUUCCACAAACUAUCCCCAUCUAUGCAUUGUGGAUGACUGGAUAUGUGAGGAGGAAAUUACUGGUACAGAUGCUCUUUUAAGGAGGAUGUUGAUGACAAAUUCUGCCAAAAAUCAUUCCCCAAAACAGCUACAGGAUGCAUUUUUACAGCUUCAGAGCAGCCAUACACAGGUGAUGCAAAUUCUAGAGCACUUGACUCUGCUUAGUGCCAGUGACCUCAUCCCAUAUGCAGAAGUUCUCACUGCCAAUAUGAGUCUACUACUGAAUGUUGGUGUUCCACGCAGGAUACUACAGACAGUCAAUAAGCUUUGGAUGACCCUGAACACUGUAAUGCCAAGAAGGCUGUGGGUGAUGACUGUGAAUGCUUUACAGCCUUCACUAAAAUUGGUUCGGAGUCAUAAGUACACUCAGAAUGAUCUCAUGAUUGACCCUUUAAUUGUAUUGCGCUGUGAUGCCCGAGUCCUGAGAUGCCCACCUCUGAUGGAUAUUACAUUACACAUGCUGAAUGGCUACCUUUUAGCAUCUAAAGCUUACUUAAACUCUUAUCUUAAAGAAACUGCAGACCAAGACAUUAAACCUUCUCCUAGUAAUGCAAUGGCUGCUCUGGCAGGUCAGACAGAAACAAUGGAGGUUACAAGGGAAGAACUAAAAAAUGCUUUGCUUUCAGCCCAGGAUAGUGCAGCAGUGCAGAUUCUGUUGGAGAUCUGCCUUCCAUCAGAGGACAAGAAUCAGGAGCAGCUGGAAGAAGACAGUCUACUGUGCAAUCUACGAGAAGUGCAGUGUCUCAUUUGUUGUCUCUUGCAUCAGAUGUUCAUAGCAGACCCAAACAUUGCAAAACUUGUUCAUUUUCAGGGUUACCCUUGUCAACUUCUGCCUCUGACAGUUGCCGGAAUCCCAUCAAUGCACAUCUGUCUUGAUUUUAUACCUGAACUUAUUGCUCAACCAGAAGUGGAGAAACAGAUAUUUGCAAUCCAGCUUCUUUCACACUUGUGUAUUCAGUAUGCAUUACCAAAGUCUCUCAGUAUGGCUCGCCUGGCUAUAAAUGUAAUGGGGACCCUCCUCACAGUGUUAACUCAAGCCAAGCGUUUUGCAUUCUUUAUGCCAACAUUGCCAUGCUUGGUGCCAUUCUGCCAAGCAUUCCCACCAUUAUAUGAAGAGGUCAUGUCUUUACUCAUACAGAUUGGGCAGGUCUGUGCAUCAAAUGUGGCCACUCAAACCAGAGAUGUUGACCCAAUUAUUACACGUCUACAGCAACUCAAAGAGAAACCGAAGGAACUUUCAAGUGCCAUCAACCUUUUCCCACUUAAGGUUGCUGCAGCAAAGGAUCUGGAGAGUUUGGAUCCAGAUGUCCAGCUCUGUCAUCAAGUUGAAAAUACCAUCAUUGAUAUCUUUAACAUAAGUGUCACAGGCAUGUAAAGACUUUUUCUUCUUUAGACUUCUUUAGUAAGACUGAGUGAUGGCACCAUGAUCCACAGUAACAUAACACUUUAUGUAUGUUUGGAUGGCUAAGUUACUAUGAACACCAUUCAUGACACCCUACCAAGGUGGAGAGACUUCCAUGUAAGGAAAAAAAGAUCCUGCUAUUGAAUUAAGAUUUCAGUAAGCCUUUCUGACUUCUGUGAUGAAUUUUGGCUUUGCCCCUUGCUUUUUUAACUUAAGUCAUUUGUGAUAUCGGCUACAUGGUCCCAGGCAUGGAGCAGAGCUGGAGAAAACUAUGGCACAUAGUUCCAGGAAACAGCACUUGCCCUGAAUGUUAAAAUGCUACCCAUGUGCUGAAGUAAACAUGCAGGUAAAACAGUGCCUCAUGGCUCAGCAUGGCAUUUUCUAAUUUCUUCUGCGUAAGUGAUCCAUGACCUGUAUAGUAGACACAAAUGAAACAUCCACUUUGAUUUUGUGUAAAAUAAACAAUUCCGUAGUGUACUAAGACUUCUAGCUACAGACAAGGUGACGUUAUAACAACAUAAUCACAUGUACUGUUACAGAUUAGGAUGUUCUUAAUUUGUUGGUGUACAUAUAUAACAGAACUUGUCCAGUUUGCCCUUUUAAAAGAAUAGUUGUGAAAGCUAAUGCUGUAACCAUAAACCAAUUAGAAACCAGUUGGGAUCAAAUGCUAAAUUGUGUUCACAAUUUUUUUUUUUAUAUACAUUUUGUGUAUAUAUUGUCCAUAUAUAUUGUCCAUAUAUAUUAUCCAUAUACAGUAUGUCAUGUAUUUGUGUUUGUUUGUUUUGUGUCUGUAAAUAAGACAAAUUGCAAUGACUCUGGAAAAUGCUGAAAAUCCAGUGUUACUACAAAAUCUCCAACUAUUUAACAUCUACAAUUGCAUUACAUUAGUUUUUUUUAGUAAUAUUUUAUGCAAGAAAUAGAUUUUUGGUGAUCAGCUCGAAAAAUAUACAAUAUUUUUUUCAUGUUUUCCACCAUGUAGAAAGUCUGAUGUGAAGCACUG
Hyla sarda is the source of this 4962-nucleotide messenger RNA. It is a transcript of the gene INTS2, whose product is annotated as integrator complex subunit 2. The record is from RefSeq and is a predicted model, not a curated record. NCBI's taxonomy places the organism in Eukaryota, Metazoa, Chordata, Amphibia, Anura, Hylidae. Gene Ontology annotation, biological process: snRNA 3'-end processing. Bases 414 to 3935 code for a protein of 1173 amino acids. The transcript has 25 exons. Gene Ontology annotation, cellular component: integrator complex.